AUGGAAAUUCAGGUUGGAGGUCUUGCUUUAGUGAUCGCUGGAGCUGUACUACAAUUGAAAUAUACAGGAUUAUUGGAUAUACUUGGCGAUGAGAGGCUAGCGACACCUGUAUUAUUAUUAGCUGCUGGUGCAUUAUGUGCACUUCUUGGAUUCCUUGGUUGUUGUGGCGCUAUACGGGAAAAUUAUUGUUUAACUGUCAGUUUUGCAGUUCUCUUGGCUCUUGUACUAUUAAUAGAGACUGCCACGGCAAUAGCAGCCUAUGCUCUACAUGAACCACUCCAGGCAUCUUUAUCAAAACAGCUCACAUUAGGUCUUUCUCGAUAUAAUCGAUCAGUCGGAGUGACAAUGGCAUGGGACCAGACUCAAACACAAUUCUCUUGCUGUGGCGUUCAUAAUUAUACUGACUGGGUAGUACCACCCGAUUCAUGUUGUAUUCAUCAUAGUCCUGGUUGUGGUCGUAUCCAACAGAACCUUUAUUCAACAGAAAAGAAUGUUGAAGGAUGUAUGGCAAGUCUUGAACAAUGGUUAAUCAUGAAUGCUGCAUUAGUUGGUGGCAUAAGUGCUUUAGUUGGAUCAUUACAAGUUAUUGGUAUAUGUUUUGCUUGUUGCUUGUCAAAAAGUAUUCUCAGAGAUUUCCAUGAUUUUUAUUAUUAA
Messenger RNA from Dracunculus medinensis (Guinea worm), 654 nucleotides. The record is from the annotation of a GenBank genome assembly. NCBI's taxonomy places the organism in Eukaryota, Metazoa, Nematoda, Chromadorea, Rhabditida, Dracunculidae.